Cladophialophora bantiana CBS 173.52 is the source of this 1473-nucleotide messenger RNA. RefSeq lists its product as uncharacterized. The transcript has a single exon. The coding region runs from base 1 to 1473 and encodes 490 amino acids. The record is from RefSeq and is a predicted model, not a curated record. NCBI's taxonomy places the organism in Eukaryota, Fungi, Ascomycota, Eurotiomycetes, Chaetothyriales, Herpotrichiellaceae.
AUGGCACGAGCGCGCCAAAUCAUCUUCCGCAUCUUCUACAGCACCUCGUUUACCGCCGUCUUCUUGAUCCUUGUCAUCAUCGUCUCUGUCACCCCCUCCGACACUAUAUAUGAAUCCUACAAGCGGCGACGCCUAAUCGACAUCUUCCUAAUCGCGGGCGACUACGUUGUUACCGCUCUUCUGGCUGCCCUUAUAUAUGCUUCGCGGCUGUACACAAAUCGGUCGGUGCUUAAGGAUAUACCCAAGACGUACAUGCCCAUUGAAAAGGAGGACUUACCAGGACGGCGAGUGCACAAGCUAAUUCAAGAAUGUUUGGAGAAGAGUGCCGUGAUUGCGUAUCAGGCCCGGCCGAGGAGUCGGAGGAUCGAGCAUGACACGAUCAUUAUGGGGACGAGGAUGCUUGCAUUGACAAAGACGCAGACCAAUACGGACCAGAAUGCAGAGCCAACUUGGGGAAAGGUAGCGCAUCCUGGGUGGUCAUCACCUGCUUCCAAGGAGUUGCCGGGACUCGAGUAUUGCACAGUCGUGGAUGAGUUGAUUGAUUUGAUUGAGGCGAAGGCUGUAAGUCUAGCGCCCCUUGAUCCGCGUAUGCAACCUGAUCCAGAUGGCAUACCGGUGCCUGAUCCCCGGGUCAUUGAUCGGCUGGCCCGCAACGGAAAUAUGGGUAUGAGAGCAUACCUUCAAUAUCUGAUUGAUAUUGGCGUGGUACCGGAUAAUUCCCUAACAGUGGCAUUUCUCGCGGCGUACGAGCGAGCCCGAUUUUCAUCCACGCCGCUGAACGACGAAGAUUUCCAGAGCUUAAUGCGCAUGUUUGCCGAACUGCUCCGCAAUAUGAACCCCGUCGAUGUUGAAAUGCUCGAUCUCGAAGAUGACUCUGAAUACCCGUCUCAAUCCGAAACCUCCAGCUUAAUCCAUCGGAGGACGCCAUUCCGCUCUCCUCACACAGACGCGGAAACCUCCUCCGUCGCGUCCACCUAUUCAGCUUCCGGCUCCGUACGCCACCACAAACUACCUCCGCGCCGUGUCUCAGAAGAUUCUGCGCCUUCCCUCUCUUCCUUUGAACGAGAGCAAGACCAUUUCACGCACCGCCCAUCAUCAGAACCCGAUACCAAAGCGGACGUCCACGAUGUUGAUGGAGAUGGUGCCACUGAUACGCACCUCCGCCCGGAACGCACUUCAGUCUCGCCGUCUCGCUCAAGACAGAGGCCCGGGCCUUCGACAGCAGGAUCGAGUUCGAGGAUGUUCUCUGCGGUGUCACGACUGAGCUCCCGUUCUGAUGGAUCUGAUUUCGGAUCUGGAGAAUCGAACACUGGGUCCGUUGUCCAUCAUGAUCUCACGCGACAAUCCACGAGAAGUUCGCGGAGAAGUGGUAGGAGGGGGAAUCAGGUUCCCGUUAUCCGACUUGCAAGCGAAGAAGAUGGAGACGGUGUGAAUGGAUUGCCCUACCGAAUCGAAAUCCCCCCAGGACGGUAG